CUUUCUAGCAUUCGGGGCGAAGAGAGAGCGGAGCGGCGCUCUCUCCAAGCACCAGCCCGCUUCCCUCGACCCCUGCCCGCCCCCACCCCCCGCCCCCCUCGCCUCACAAUGCGGCGUUUUUUUGGCGGAGUCGGAGAGCCCGGAAGGACGGAGCUCGGACGGAGGCUCGAGCGCCCGCACCCCGCCCCUCCUCCGGAUCCACGAUGUCGAACCGCAAGCACCGCGACAACCAGGAGAUCUGCGCGCGCAAGGUCCGCGAGCUGGCCCAGUCCGGAGUAAACAAACACUGCUUCGAGUGCAACCAGCCCGGGGUGACGUACACGGACGUGACCGUGGGCACCUUCGUGUGCACGUCGUGCUCCGGAAUGCUGCGAGGCCUCAACCCGCCGCACAGGGUCAAGUCCAUCUCCAUGACGACCUUCUCCCAACAGGAAGUGGAAUUCCUUCAAAACCACGGCAACGAGGUCGGCAGGAGGACGUGGCUGUGCGCCUUGGAGGCCAAAACGGACGCCUGCCCGGACAUGAAGGACUCGCAGAAGUUCAAAGAGUUCCUGCAGGACAAAUACGAGAAGAAGAAAUGGCAUUUUUCCAAGAGUAAGAACCGGCGAGAUGUGGAGGGACCCUGGAGCCCCGGCGUCCAGACCGCCCUCCAUCACGGUCCGCUGGCCGGCCAGCCCCCUCACAGCUUGCCCCCCAACGCCCGGCCCGCCCGGACGCUGGUGAGAGCUCUACGCUCGCUGUCGGCGGUCGCGACGCCGCGCCGCUUCUCAUAUCUUUGUGUCCGCACGGCCACACAAAGCUUCCGGGACCCGCCGCUGAGAGAGCACAACGUCUGCGGGAUUGAGAGACAGCGCCCGGGCUCGUUGUCUUCAGCUCACGGUUCUUCCUUCCCUGCCCUCCCCCGGCCUUCAGGUCGCGCCUCAUCAUCGUCAGGCGCCACGGGGCCCUUCAGGGCCUUUCCCAAAUCUCUCAGCUUGGACUUUGGCAGUCUGAAACAGCCGCAGCCUCCUCAUCCUCAGUCUCUGUCCCAUCAGCAGCAAACCACUGGCGACGCCCCGGACAGGUACGCCGCGGUGUCCCACCUGGACAGCGUCUUCUCGGAAACAGCCCCCCCUGCUGGGCUCGCGCAGUAUGGCACCCUGUUUGGCAGCCGGCUCUCUUCUGGCUCCACUCCUGCCAGCAGCUCUCCGGGUCUUGAUACAGUGUCCAAUUCGCAAACAUUUGCAAAUUUCCCGAACCCAUUCAGCUCCAGCUCCACUUCCCAGCAGCCCGCUGCGCUGUCCCCCAGUAACCCUUUCAGCAGCUCGCCAGGAGGCGACGGCCCGUUUGCCACCUCGCCCGCUUCGGUGUUUCCGCUUCCUGCCUCGUUUCCCCAAGACGCCGUCGCUAACCAGGAAGCUAACGGCUUCGCCGCCUUCCCCGCGUGCGACUCGCAGGCCAAAGUCCCUCGGCCCAUGUCGGUGAACCCUUUUACUGGCAACGUCUACCCUAGUCGGGCCACGUCGCGAAACCCUUUCAUCUGACUCAGCCCUCGGUGAUGCCCCUCACCUGUCCAUCUCUGGGAAAAGUGGACUGUCGUCGUCGUCGCCGCUGCCGUUUCGACACCUCCUUGAGUCUUUUCCUCCUCCCCCUCCCAAUGUCCUCUUAUCUGGGUGUGUUCACUUGGGGCCAUGUGUUAAAAAAAAAUGCCUGAAUGUAUUAUGACUUCAACUAGCGAUUUCUAUUUUAGCGCCUCUAGCAUUUUGGCGGGGGUAGAAAUAUACACGCAAAGCACUGCUCCUUUGCUUUGAUCCCCCGCUGCUUCAGAAUACAAAUUGUUUUCUGUUUUGAAAAGGAAAAGUCACCCCAAAUGUUGGUUUGAAGUUUUUGAAGGGUCUUCUGAUCAUUUUCCCUUAUCUAAGCUGUUUCUAGGACGUUAACCACUGCCAGGCUGCAUGAGCUUUGAGGGCUAAAAAAAAAAAAAAAAGCUACUGAAUGUAAAAAUACCCAAAAAAAGCACUUACAGAAUAAUUUAUAAAAAAAAAUGAUAGUACUUCUUAUUUAUACUGGACCAAUUUUCUCUUUUUUUUUUUUUUUUUUUAACAUGGGGCCGGGGGGUUCCUUAAGGAUUUAUGGAGGCGCGUCUUUGUCAUGGCAAGUAUUCAAAACAAAAAUAGUCAUCCGUUUGAUGCUUGACUGCUGGGUUGUUGUCCAGUAAAUAAAGCCCUUUGACGCCAA
This is a messenger RNA of Hippocampus comes (tiger tail seahorse), 2217 nucleotides long. RefSeq names its product ArfGAP with FG repeats 2 (gene agfg2). The record is from RefSeq and is a predicted model, not a curated record. Gene Ontology annotation, biological process: intermediate filament organization; acrosome assembly; spermatid nucleus differentiation. The transcript has 12 exons. Gene Ontology annotation, molecular function: GTPase activator activity. NCBI's taxonomy places the organism in Eukaryota, Metazoa, Chordata, Actinopteri, Syngnathiformes, Syngnathidae. Gene Ontology annotation, cellular component: cytoplasm; cytoplasmic vesicle; membrane. Bases 204 to 1523 code for a protein of 439 amino acids.